This is a messenger RNA of Myripristis murdjan (pinecone soldierfish), 1596 nucleotides long. RefSeq names its product galactose mutarotase (gene galm). Bases 202 to 1236 code for a protein of 344 amino acids. The record is from RefSeq and is a predicted model, not a curated record. The transcript is spliced from 9 exons. Gene Ontology annotation, biological process: beta-D-galactose catabolic process via UDP-galactose, Leloir pathway; glucose metabolic process. Lineage: Eukaryota; Metazoa; Chordata; Actinopteri; Holocentriformes; Holocentridae. Gene Ontology annotation, molecular function: carbohydrate binding; aldose 1-epimerase activity.
UUUUAUUUGAACAACAUAUUUGUAGUAAAUAUGUAUAUCCUUAGAAACGUUUCGGCGUGUGUAACCCAGAGUAUCAUUCUGUACAUCUUUGUAAAGAAAAAAAAAAAAAAAGUUUUCAUGUCUCGUGAGUGCGCUUUGGUGACGUAGGGUUCUACUAUUUACCCUGCCGAGUGCGGAAAGGUUUGGGUCGAAAACGUCAGGAUGACUGAAGUGAGCCAGCAGCCUUGGGGUGAGGUACCCGGCCAGGGCAGCGUGGACCUGUGGAUUCUGCGGGCCCCCAAGGUCAAAGUGGAGGUGCUGACUCUGGGUGCCAUCAUCAGGUCUGUGUGCAGUAAGGGGAGGGAUGGACGGCUGGAGGACCUGGUUCUGGGUUAUGAUCAUCUGGAAGGUUAUGUGUCAGAUCAGCGGUACUUGGGGGCAGUGGUGGGCCGUGUGGCCAACAGGAUCGCACGGGGAAGGUUUGCAGUGGACGGAACAGAAUACCAGCUGGAUAUUAAUAACGGACCAAAUGCACUGCAUGGAGGGCUGAGAGGCUUCAAUAAGGCCAUCUGGGUUGCUGAGGCGGUGGAAGGUGGUGUAUGUUUGAGUCAUACUAGUCCAGAUGGUGACCAGGGCUAUCCUGGAGAGGUACACGUCUCUGUCACCUACACUCUGCAGGGGGAAACACUGACACUUAAAUACCAGGCUCAGUCUACAAAAACCACCCCAAUCAACCUCAGCAACCACUCCUACUUCAACCUGGGUGGACAGGGUGCAGCAGAUAUCUAUGACCAUGAAGUGUCCAUUGGUGCUCAGUCAUACCUGCCUGUGGAUGACACAUCAAUUCCUACAGGAGAGGUAAGAGCAGUGGAUGGUACGCCCUUUGACCUCAGAAGUCCAGUUCUAAUUGGCCCUCAGUUGAAGAAAAUUCCACUGCCAGGGUUCGACCACAAUUUCUGUCUGGCUUUACCUGGAGACCCCUGGGCUGAGAGACACACUGCCAGGGUGUGUCACCCAACUAGUGGGCGUGUCCUGGAGGUGUCCACCAGCCAACCAGGAGUCCAAUUCUACACUGCCAACUUCUUGGAUGGCUCUGUGACAGGAAAGGGUGGAGUUAAAUACAAGAAGCACUGCUCCUUCUGUCUGGAGACACAGAAUUGGCCUGAUGCUGUUAACCAGGCCUUGUUUCCGGACUCUUUGCUGCAUCCUGGUGAGGAAUACCAACACAUCACCCACUUUACUUUCACCACUGUCUGACCUCCGUGACCGCCUAUUCUGGCCUGAAUGUACUUCUGUUCUUCUGUUAGUAUCAUUUUGAAGAUGAAGGGUAAAACUCUAUAACUCACAAAGAUGAAGAAGCACUUGGAUAUACAGAAAUAUGUGUUGUGUUAAAGGUCCAUGCUAGUGAUUUUUGAAUGUUUGGCCUGUUUCCUACAGUUUACCCACAUUUUACCUUGCAACAUAUCAUUUUGCAAAUCUUGUGGUACUAUGGAUUUGACAACACAUAAACAAAAUCCCUCAAUUUUCAAAUUAGAUUUUUUGGUUGUAACACCCACCUUAUAAUUUUAUGCUUCUGUAGCUAACAAAGUCAUCCGCAUUCAUAAACCACAUAACAGA